Messenger RNA from Dimorphilus gyrociliatus, 1061 nucleotides. The record is from the annotation of a GenBank genome assembly. Lineage: Eukaryota; Metazoa; Annelida; Polychaeta; Dinophilidae.
GUCAUUCCAAAAAAAAUUCCUGGAAAUAAAUCAGACGUUACGCAAAUAGACGAAAAUUUGCUUUUUCGAACGCAACAUUCGUUCAACUGCAACCAAAAUAAAACCUAUUAUGCAUUUUUUUCCUAAACGACGAAAGUGUUAGAAAAAGGUAAUGUAACAAAAUUUUUGGUAAUUGUGGAGUUAUUUCUUGUGAGCGAUAUUAGAUAGAAGACUAGGUGUAGUUUUGUUGUUGUGUUUAUAUCUUUCAAGUUCACUGCUUUUUUUCUUUUUAUCAUAUCUAUCGUUAUCACAAUUGGUUGUUGUGAUAUCAGCAGUGGAUUCGAAGAAAUUAUGUGGUUUAAAACUAGAUCAAAAUUGUGAAAAAGUGUUGUUAAGGCCUUUGUGCAGAGAAUAUUGUGAAUAAACAAAUUCAUGGAUCGGAAUUCAUUACGCCUACUCAGGAUCUAUUAGAAUAGUAAAUUAAGUGAUUUGAAAGGCGUUAUAUUUCUUCGAAACAGACAGAAAUUGUUGAGUUGUAUAAAGUUUCUGUUUUGUAAAAGCGCUUGUUUCAGCAUGUGUUGUAUUUUUAUAUAACAAAAAAAAAAUACAAUGCGAAAUGUUCCUUCAAUAAGUCUAGAAUGUAAUUUUCUUAGACCUCUGGAACUAUGCAAGACGAACAAUACGAAUUGCAAUCCGAGCUGGAAAGAGGAGAAAAUCGAACAGAACCUCUCCAAGGCAAUACAUUCCAAUCGUACCUUCCCGACAAGAAUCGAACAUACAGCUGUUUGCAUUGCCGGGCUCAUUUAGCAAAUCAUUCCGAUCUGAUUUCAAAAUCGUUUCAUGGAAGCCAAGGUCGAGCCUAUUUGUUCAACACAGUCGUUAACGUUUCAUGUGGUAAAGCCGAACAGCGUGUACUUUUAACCGGUUUACACGCAGUAGCUGACAUAUCUUGCCAAUGUUGUCAAACAACUUUAGGCUGGAAAUACGAAGUGGCCUUCGAACCUUCUCAGAAAUAUAAGGAAGGUAAGUAUAUUAUCGAACAGACACAUCUUGUUAAAGACAAUCAUUGGGAAUCGUCAUAA